This is a messenger RNA of Photinus pyralis (common eastern firefly), 493 nucleotides long. RefSeq lists its product as uncharacterized. The transcript has 2 exons. NCBI's taxonomy places the organism in Eukaryota, Metazoa, Arthropoda, Insecta, Coleoptera, Lampyridae. The record is from RefSeq and is a predicted model, not a curated record. The coding region runs from base 19 to 399 and encodes 126 amino acids.
UUAGUGUGCAUUGGAAAUAUGGACCGAUUUUGCGGUAUUUGUGGGGCACGUAGGCAGAUGGAAUUCGAUUCUAUAUUGGAAACGUGUACGAAAUGCAACAAAGCACCAUUUAUUUCGUCGUAUGAAAUGAAGUCAACAGCAGUAUUGCGAGAUUUGCGGCCAUACCGUGGAGAACAGCAAGCAAUAGAAAGAUUGAAGAAACGGCGAACGCAGUCCACUUCAAGUGAAAUUGUGUCAGUUUCGCCGUCAAAAUUUUCAACAUCUUCAACACAAUCCCUAUGGUUAUGGUGUGACGAUGAUAUAGAUCGCGCCUUAUCGCAAAUAGCAUAUGCCGAUUCCGACAAUGCGGACGAAAAAGAACGAAGGGAAGAAGAGCAGAAAAUAAGGGAAACGAAAUAGACGUAGCAACAGAAAACGAUAUAAACGUAGAAAAUGUUUAAAGUGUAUUAUUAAGUAUACCUAUCUAUAAUGUAAUACAGUAAGAAAUAUAAUU